AGUUGUAGAGAUCUGUCCGUCUCAUCUUCUCUCUCUCUCUCUCUCCCUCUCUCCCUUUCUUUAGAGGUUUUGCCCUCUCCAGUCCCGUAGAGAAUCAAGAGGCCACUACCAUUCUCAUCUCAACGAUAGUACUCUCUUCAGAUUCUGGUAGUACAUCUUAAUUCAGAAAACAUCUGUCACUAUGGCUCUCAACGAGAUUGCUUUGGGCAGGAGGUCCGAGGCCACUGAGCCUGACGCCUUGAAGGCGGUAUUCGCUGAAUUCAUCGCCACCUUCCUCUUCGUUUUCAUCGGUGUGGGCUCGUGCAUCGCUCAUUCAAAGCUAGACUCCGGAGCACUGGACGCUGCUGGCUUGGUCUGCAUCGCUAUCGCCCACGGUUUGGCAAUCGUCGUGACGGUGGCUGCCACUGCCAACAUCUCAGGAGGACAUGUGAACCCUGCUGUGACCUUCGGUCUUGCAGUCGGUGGUCACAUCACCCUCAUCCGGGGUGCUUUCUACUGGAUCGCUCAGCUCCUCGGUGCCACGCUCGCUGCCUACCUGCUCAAGGGCGUCAUCAUCACCACCGGACUGAGCAUGCCCCUUCACGAUUUGGGAGCAGGAGUCAGCGUUACAGGAGGACUCGUUCUCGAGAUGGUGCUCACCUUUGCGUUGGUCUUCGUCAUCUACGCGACCGCAGUCGACGGUAAGAGGGGACAGAUCGGAAUCAUUGCACCGCUGGCCAUCGGAUUCACAGUGCUGGCCAACCACUUCAUCGGUGUGCCAUUCACCGGAGCCUCCAUGAACCCAGCUCGCUCUUUCGGACCCGCCUUCGCCGCCAUGGACUUCCACAACCACUGGAUCUACUGGGUCGGUCCUCUGCUCGGAGGAGGUUUGGCUGGAGUCGUGUACGAGCUCGUUUUCAUGACCACCGAGACCGGACACGUCCCCCUCGACAAUUCAUACUAAGCAGCUGCUGCUGCUACUGCGGCUGUGGCGCUGCAAUUAAGAACUUGACUCAACUGAAUCACCUGUUCAUACAGAUCGUGCUACACAUUAAUUCGCUGCAUCAUUGUUGCAUCCGUACGAGCAUGGCAGCUGCUGAUGUCCAUCGUUCGGCCGAUUUACAACAAUGAGAAAUGCAUCGCUGAACCCUUUGCGCGCUUGGUUGUAAAGAAAUGUGAAUAGACUGUGGAGGUUCUGUUUUCGUAUAAGAGAGAACAGAGAGAUCGUCAAAGAUCUCUUUGUCUGUUUCUUGUAGGUGAUUUUGUGAGUUCAGUCCUUACGGCUUUUGCACCAGUUGCUCUGUAAAAAUGACCAUAAACAGGGCCAAGCCCCGAUUUCAACAUCAAAAGUUCA
Messenger RNA from Marchantia polymorpha subsp. ruderalis, 1333 nucleotides. The record is from the annotation of a GenBank genome assembly. Lineage: Eukaryota; Viridiplantae; Streptophyta; Marchantiopsida; Marchantiales; Marchantiaceae.